GAUAUCAUAUGGCUGUCCUGUCCUCCACAUGAACCCUAAAAUUUUCAAUAUUAAUUUCAACACAGCCCCCAAAUUUUUACCUAUAAAAUCCCCAACUUUGUGUGUCCCAAUUCCCAUCAAACACAUUAAUUCAUCAAUCGAAUAAUUAAAUCCAAAACCCUAAUUCUUAAUUCUACAAUGGCUUCUAAAGCAGCUGCCCUAAUUUUUAUCCUUUCGAAUGUUCUCUUUUUUGCAAUGGUGGCCUCAUCAUCAUCAGAUCUUCCAGCUCUCUCAACUGAGUGCCAAAGCUGCACCAAGCCAGCCAAUCCCGAUCACCAUCACGGCAGCCAUGGCGGCGGCGGCAAGUGCCCCACUCUAAACUUGGGUGUGUGUGCCAAUGUGCUGAACCUGGUGAAAUUGAAGAUAGGAAAUCCUCCAAAGGAGCCUUGCUGCAGCCUGAUCCCCGGCGUGCUCGAUCUUGAGGCUGCCCUCUGCCUCUGCACCGACAUCAAACUCGACGUGUUGGGCAUUGUUAAGCUCAACCUACCACUCUCACUCGAAUUGCUUGUGGGCCUCUGUGACAUUAAGCUUCCCAAGGACUUCAAAUGCCCAGCUUAAUUAGAGAUUUCGAUCAAUCUACCUUGAUAUUUUUGCAAUAUCCAUCUCACUACUCUUUUGGUUGUUUGUUGAUUUAUUAUUUUAAUCUGGUCUAGGGUUUGUUUUUCGACGUCGUUAUCAUCGUCUCAAUGUUAUUACAUAACAUUGCUGGCUGUAUAGAAGGUUUCUGGCCUUCUAGCACAGUAGUCAGCAAUGGAUUUUUAAUUAGCCUUUGCAUUUAAUUAUUAAAUUGAA
Messenger RNA from Andrographis paniculata, 831 nucleotides. RefSeq names its product putative lipid-binding protein AIR1B. The record is from RefSeq and is a predicted model, not a curated record. Bases 178 to 597 code for a protein of 139 amino acids. NCBI's taxonomy places the organism in Eukaryota, Viridiplantae, Streptophyta, Magnoliopsida, Lamiales, Acanthaceae. The transcript has a single exon.